AUGGCAGUACCUCUGCCGACGAGGGACAAGGAAGAUGAAAUCGCCCGAUACGGCGUUAAAAUACUACAUCUUCGGCGAUCUUGCGAAUCUGCUGCAGCAAAAGAAUUCGCCAUAGAAAAAGAAUUACUAAGAAAACAUCAGCAAACCCUCAAGGAGACACAACUCAAUAAUGCACGUGCUAAGCAGCAGCAGCAAACAAAUUGGCAGCUGCAACAGCAGCAGCAGCAACUGCAGCAGCAACAGCAGCAGCAACUGCAACACCCACACCAACAGGCGCAACUGCAGCAGCAACCGCAGCAGCAACUGCAGCAGCAACUGCAACACCCACACCAACAGGCGCUGCAGCAGCAACAACUCCAGCAGCAACUGCAGCAGCAACUACAGAACCCACAUCAACAGCAACAACAGCAGCAGCAGCAACAGCAGCAGCACCAGCAGCAGCAGCAGCAGCACCAAUGGCUGCAGCAGCGCUGGCAGCCCCACCUGCAAAUGCCAAGCUGCAGAAGCAACACAUUUGCAGCAAACAAUCCUCAUUGCCCCCUCUCUCGAGGACAAACCGUUUGGGCUGCUGAUGGAGUGUCUGCUUCCUGCGGCCAAGGAUUGCCAGCUGCUGCUCCUGCUGCUGCUGCUCCUGCUGCUGGUGCUGCUGCAGGCACUGCAGCACAGCAAUGGAACGUUGUGCAUGCAGUAUAUGAUCCUUCAACUUACUCUGUAGUCGCCAACAACAGCAACGCGAGCUAUGGCAACCAGCAGCAAUUCUUGCAGCAGCAACAGCAGCACCAAUACCAUCAGCAGCAGCAACGACAGCAACAGCAGCAGCUGCAGCUGCAGCAACACUACCAGCAGCAGCAACAGCUGCCGCGCCACAUGCAGUGCCCCCCUAUUGGUGGUGUGCAUUUUCAGAGAGCCUCGAAUCUGCUGCAGCAGCAGAUGCAGCACCAGCAGCAGCAGCAGAUGCAGCACUACCCACAGCAGCAGCAGCAGCAGCAUGAUUCCUUUUACUUAGAUAGUUCUGCUAGUGCUGCACAGCUGCAAGCGCUGCAGGAGUUAGCGACGGAUCUUGAGGAUGCAGAGGGGGCAUUGCGCUCCGAUCAGCCUCCUGCUGCUGCUGCUGCUGCUGCUGGAGGGCCCUUCUUUGGCUUCCCUGAUGCUGGUGCCCAUGGGGCUGCUGCUGCUGCUGCUGCUACUGCGCCGUCGGGGGCAACGAAGCGAACCAGGCAGCCAUCGAAGACAGCAACCACGCGGAGGAGGGGUGCAGCAAAAGCAGCAAUCUCUAGCCGUACGAGAGCAGCAGAGCAGCAGCACCUGCAGCAAACGGUGUUGCAGCAGCUGCAGCAAGCGGCGCAGCAGCAGGUGCAGCAAGAGGCGCAGCAGCAGCGAGAAUUUGGCGUUGCAUGCGUUGCAGGCAUUUCUCCCCUUGAUGCAGCAAGAACAAGAGCAGCAACAGCAAUGCCAACAGAAGCAGCAGCAACUAAACCAGCAGCAGCAAAUAGAGCAGCGCCAACAGCAGCAGCAGCAGCGACAACAGCAGCAGCAGCAGCAGUUGACGUUUCAAUGAUGGAGCCAAGUGAACUACGGGAGCUCUAUUUGCUGCAGAGGAAGAAAGCAGGAGGAAACCUUGGAGAGAUUAAGGAACUCAGCAGCAGCAGCAACAGGAGAAGCAAAAGCAACAGCAGCAACAUAAGCAGCAGCAGCAACAGCAGCAGCAAAACAAGGGAUGAUUGCAUGCAGUUAAGACUUCCUAUGCAGCGGCGCAGCAGCAAGACACUACAUAUUUAG
This is a messenger RNA of Eimeria maxima, 1779 nucleotides long. RefSeq lists its product as hypothetical. The coding region runs from base 1 to 1779 and encodes 592 amino acids. The record is from RefSeq and is a predicted model, not a curated record. Lineage: Eukaryota; Apicomplexa; Conoidasida; Eucoccidiorida; Eimeriidae. The transcript is spliced from 4 exons.